Molecule: messenger RNA, 1945 nt
Organism: Orbicella faveolata
Lineage: Eukaryota; Metazoa; Cnidaria; Anthozoa; Scleractinia; Merulinidae
Biological process (GO): Rho protein signal transduction
Cellular component (GO): plasma membrane; cell surface
Molecular function (GO): nerve growth factor binding; death receptor activity; coreceptor activity
Source: RefSeq, a predicted model, not a curated record
GUUUGUAUCCUCAGUUUCCAAUCGGCUAAAGUGUGUUGAGAUCAUGGCCAAGUUAUUGGCACUGCUCUUCCUAACAACGUUAUUUGUAUGUACACGUGUUUAUUCACUGAAGUGCAAGUACAACCAGUUCACAGUUGAAAAUGUGUUAGGCAAUUUAUCUUGCAUUGACUGCAGUCCUUGUCAUCCUGGAUAUGGCUUGAGUCCACAGUGUGGUAGUUAUGUUAAAUAUGGAACAAGAAUAGAAUGUAAACCCUGCAAACUUGGGAUAACAUACUCCGCAAAACAUAAUAUCGAGUCAUGUCGCCCAUGUGGCAUUUGCUCAGAUCAUCAAAAAGUAAUAGCGAAAUGUACUUUGGAGUCUAAUUCAAAGUGUAAUAACAGCUGUAGCAGUGGGUUCUAUUAUGAAGAAAUGACUGGUGACUGUCGAGCUUGCUCGUGGUGCUGCAGUGAUGGGAGAAAUAUUGUCAAAGACCAAUGCAAAAACAUGCCAUUUUACAAACAGUGUGAUGCCAAUGAAAUGGACUGUCAACCCAAAUGUCAAGAUGGUCAAUACCUCAUCGUGACAAGAACUGGUACAUACUGCAAGAACUGCAAAAACUGUCCAUCAGGGUAUUCACUUUCCCCACAAUGUGGAAGCAUUGUAGAAAACAUCAAUGAUAUUAGAUGUGUAAAGUGUAUUGCUGGAAAAACCUUUUCAGAAAAACCAGGGAAAAAAGAAUGCUCAGAAUGUACUACAUGUUCUGUUGGACAGAAAGAACUUGUGCCUUGUAAUAUGACCCAUGACAGAGUUUGUGGUGAAUGUGAUAAAGGGUUUUAUAUUGCAAAUGGUACCGAAUGCAAACCAUGUUCUGCCUGCUGUAACGAUGAUCAGGAUGAGCGUGUUACUGAAUGUGUUGAACAGAAUAUGCCAAAUAACAAACAGUGUAGUUUCACCCAAAGGGCUGUCAAUGUGUGCCAACAAAAAAAUGCCCUUACAGAUAGGACAAUAAUCCAAAGAGAUUCUCCUGCAUUUUUUAUUGUCAUGAUGGUACUAGGAGUUGUUAGCACAAUUGCAGUAAUGGUCAUCUGGAAAUAUGUGAAAUACCGUAAGUACAAGAGGCUACCAAGAAGUCAGUCAUUAGCCAUAUUAUUGCCAUCUGAGCAAGAAGAAGAACAGAGUCACUCAAUAACACUGGAGGCUCCAACAGCUCAUGGCUCACAAGAGACCCUAUGUUUUGAUAAAUCUGGUGUCUCAGUCCAAUUUAGUGACACAGAAAGUUUUUUUGAUGAUGGUCCAAGAGUUAAACUAGAAAUAUGUCGGAACACAGAUGUUUUAAGUACACUCCAAGAUGGUGAAGUUCAACUUAGUCCAGUAGUAAAAUUUCAUCCUUAUGGGUUGAAACUGUCUAAACCAACACAGGUCAGGAUACCACACAGUGCCUUGGUGUUUUAUAGUAAUGGGUGGGAUCUAAAACUCAAAAGCUCAACUCUACAUGAUGAAAGGACUGUGUGGAAAGAUGAAGAGCUAUAUGAAGUCCACAACAAUGAAGUUAGCUUCCAUGUGGACUAUCUUCUUACUUAUGUUGUUGUUGGCGUAUCACUUCACAAUAACAAACCAACAAAGAAGCGUCUACAGUUUGCUGUCUUUGGAGGAGAGGGCAGAGUUGGUGUAAACUACACAGCAUACAUAUAUGUUUUUGAUGACUGUGAAGCAUCACUAGAGAAAAUAAUGGAAGAAGAAAGGUCACAUGACAGGAUUCUGUUGGCUUCCCCAGAGUCUCUGUAUGUUGAGACUGUAUCUGAGACAGACAUCAAGAUUUCUGUUAAACAACCUGUUGAGGGUUGGAUUGUUGGAGAGAUAAAACCAGAGGUUAUAACACACAAGAGUUUGAAAGAAUCCUAUCAAACUAUACCAAGAGCAUUAAAGUUACCCAUUUUAUUUGCAUCGUUUGAGAAUGAAGAGUGA